Messenger RNA from Pimephales promelas (fathead minnow), 2091 nucleotides. RefSeq names its product alkaline phosphatase, intestinal, tandem duplicate 1 (gene alpi.1). Gene Ontology annotation, biological process: dephosphorylation. NCBI's taxonomy places the organism in Eukaryota, Metazoa, Chordata, Actinopteri, Cypriniformes, Leuciscidae. Gene Ontology annotation, cellular component: plasma membrane. Gene Ontology annotation, molecular function: alkaline phosphatase activity. The record is from RefSeq and is a predicted model, not a curated record.
AAGAAAAGAAACAAGGAAGAGCAGUCUUCUAAAAACAAAACCGCCGGAUUUGUGAGAGAGGUCGAGGGGCUUCCUGGCCCUGUGUGGUCCCGCGCCGUCAGCGCGAGCCUAUGAGCUGUCUGGGGCCCUGGCUUCACACACACCCUGGGUUUAAAAAGCAGGGGCUGGAGGUUUGCUGGAGACACUCCUUCCCAGCGUCGAGGUGCACUGAAGUCUCUCCGUCUCUCCUCGUCUCGGGAUGUGUUGGGUUUAUAGCCGGGCCCCCGGGGGUCUGCUCCUCUUGGCCCUCCUCCUGCUGAACUCCGGCUGCGGCGCACAGCCUGUGGAUGAAUGGGAGAAGGAGCCGGUGUACUGGAACGAUCAGGCCAGGAGGACGCUUCAGACGGCCCUGACGCUGCCACUGCGAGCGCACCGCGCAAAAAACACCAUCCUCUUCCUCGGCGAUGGGAUGGGUGUGUCUACGGUCUCCGCCGCCCGUAUACUGCGAGGUCAGAUGGAAGGACGCUCGGGGGAGGAGACUGUUUUGGCCAUGGAUACGUUUCCAUACGUUGCCCUGUCAAAGACGUAUAGUGUUGACAAGCAAGUGGCGGACAGUGCCAGCACGGCAACUGCGUACCACUGCGGCGUGAAGGCCAACGCCAAGACGGUGGGCUUGAGUGCCAAAGCCGUGGCCUAUGAGUGCAACACAACAUUCGGCAAUGAGGUUUUCUCAGUGUUGCAUCGUGCCAAAUCACAAGGAAAGUCUGUGGGCAUUGUGACGACCACCAGAGUCCAGCACGCGUCCCCCGCGGCGGCCUACGCCCACUCCGUGAGCCGCAGCUGGUACAGCGAUGCCGACGUGCCCUCCGCCGCCCGCCGCGAGGGCUGCUCCGACAUCGCCACGCAGCUUGUGACCAACACCGACAUUGAUGUAAUUCUUGGCGGUGGCCGUAUGUACAUGACGCCCAAGGGUACGCCUGACCCCGAAUACCCCACUUCGUCCUCUCGCAAAGGGGAUCGCAAAGACAAAAGGAACCUCAUUGACAUUUGGCUAAAUGCUCGUAAGGGAAGGAAUGCCCAGUAUGUGUGGAACAGAGAGCAGCUUAAUGCGGUGGACGUUAAAACAACAGACUGCCUGAUGGGUCUGUUUGAACCCAAAGAUAUGAGAUUUGAAGUGUUUAGGAAUCGUACCCGUGACCCCUCUAUUGUGGACAUGACAGAGAAAGCCAUUCAGAUCCUCAGCAAGAAUCCGAAAGGGUUUUUUCUCUUUGUGGAAGGAGGUAGAAUAGACCAUGGACACCAUGACGGCGUUGCCAAGCUUGCUCUGACUGAAACCAUCAUGUUUGACCGGGCAAUUCAGAGAGCAUCUGAGCUGACCAGCGAAUCGGACACUCUCACUGUCGUCACUGCAGAUCACUCCCAUGUCUUCACCUUUGGUGGAAACACUCCCCGAGGGAACCCUAUUUUUGGCCUGGCACCCAAGAAGGCUGAGGAUAGUCUUCCCUACACUAGUAUCUUGUAUGCUAACGGACCAGGAUACGGUCAUGUGAAUGGAACAAGAGGAAACGUUUCAGCUGUGGAUUAUUUUGAUGAAGAGUACAUGCAACAAGCGGCGGUUCCUUUAGAAUCAGAGACACACGGAGGGGAAGAUGUGGCUAUCUACGCCAAAGGCCCGAUGGCUCACCUCUUUCAUGGAGUGAAGGAGCAGAACUACGUGGCCCACGCCAUGGCGUACGCAGCGUGCCUGGAGCCGUACACCAACUGUCCGCUACGUCUCCACGACUCCGGCGGCUGUAGAAACACACUCUCAGCGCUCCUCAGCGCACUGACCGCUGGGUUUUGGCUUGUCGCACGAUGACAGACUCCAUUACGUGAGCGAUUGAGGCCCUAGGACUCUUUUGGGCUGUUUGGAGAUUUAUAACCCAAAUUGUUUAUAUUGAAGUUUGGUUCUCUGCAGAUGUGUAAUGCUGUGUAUAUAAAUGUAAAGGUUUUUGUUUGUUGUUUACAUUUAUUUUAUAACCAGAUUUUUGUAUAUAUUGUACAAUGGAAAGCUCUUUUGCACUGUGAUUAUACAUUUCAAACAUGUGAGAUCAAUAAACUUUCUAAAAGAAA